Molecule: messenger RNA, 2835 nt
Organism: Durusdinium trenchii
Lineage: Eukaryota; Dinophyceae; Suessiales; Symbiodiniaceae
Source: the annotation of a GenBank genome assembly
AUGUUGUCAGAAGCCAUGGACGACGUGGAUCGUGCGCUGGAGUUUGAGGAGAUGGCCGGCGGCUUCUUCAGCCCGGAGGAUGACGUAGACGAGGCGAAGGAGGAUCCAGUUGGCACCAAGAGGUCCCGCCCAAGUGUUUCCAGUUCACAUGAAGGCCCGACUGAAGGAAGCUUGCCAAGUCAAAUUGAUCGGAUGCAUCAGACUCAGACUCAACAGGCCCACAGCCAAACUCCAGUGGAUAUUCUGGCGGAGCGCAUUCAAGCACUAUCACUUGCAGAGAGUUCUGGUUGUAUCAGAGGCCCAGGACUGAUCAGUGGCCAUCCGUGUCCCAUCAUGCCAGAUCAUGUCCGCUGUCGCUUUGAGGUGGGAGGAGUUGAAGUCUUGUUUCCCUUUGCUCAACCAUUAGAUCCUCAGAAGGCAGUGAUCAAAAGCGUCUUGGAGGCUCUCUCUUUGAACAAGCAUGCUGUGCUGGAGAGUCCCACAGGAACCGGGAAAACUGCUGCGGUAUUGUGUGCAGCUCUAGCUUGGCAGAGGCAUCGUAUGUCAAAGUCCGGUACAGCGCCACAAAUCAUGUAUGCCACUCGCACCCACGCACAAGUGCGGCAAGCAAUGAAGGAACUCGAAAGAACUCCGUACCGUCCGGUCGUUGCCGCACUUGGCUCACGAGAGGCAGGCCUUUGUGUCAACUCGCAAGUCUUGGAAUCAGCUGACAAUGAGGGGCAAAUCCGACAGGCUUGCCGCCAAGCCCGCCAGCAAAAGAGUUGCCAUUGUGCUGAUCUCACUAGCCGGGUGGUGAUUCUCGAUGAAGCGCACAAUGUAGAAAGCGUUUGCCGCGAUGCCGGCUCGGCCGAGCUGAAUCUGGACCAGCUGAAAGCCGCCCUCUCGGCAGUGAAGAGGGUCCUAGGAGAAGACUCUGGGCAAGUCAGCAGAGUUGCCAGCAUUCCUGCACCGGUUACAAGUCAAAAGUCCACUCCUGUGGAGGAACUUGGAGGCUUCUUUUUGCCUGCGACCGUCACGGAAGCCUCGGAGAAGCCCAAAGGACCUAAGCUGGUUCCAAAGACUCGGUCUCAAGGACUGCUAAAUGCUGUGCGUCCGUUAGCCGGCCUGCUCCAGCGAGUUUGUAACUUUAUUUCCGAUGUCCGUGAACCCAUCACCUACGCUCCGCACCUACCGGAUCACCAACGAGUCCCUGCACUGUUGCGGAUUCUGAAGCUGGAUUCCGAGCCGUUGCUUCGAUUCAAUCAGCCAGGUGCAGGGCGUUCCCGGAAUGAGGGAAACAUGCCACGUGCAGAGGCUUUGCUUCGUGAGCUGGUCGGCCGUGGGCUCAGUGGGUCUUUUUCCGCUCAGCUGGAACUUGCUGCCUCACUCUUUGGACAGUUGGGUGCAGCGGUGAGACGCCCAGACUUGUAUGUAGCUCGCGCCCAUCCAGGUGGGCAAGGUCAACAAGCUCAUUUGCACUUGUGGCUCAUGAGCGCAGAAGGAACUCUGGGGACAUUGUGUAUGGAGCUUCAUGCCCUGGUAUUGAUGUCCGGAACGUUGUCACCCUUGCCAACCACGAUUGCUGAAUUAGGUCCAACCUUUCAUUCCAACGCACUUCUGCCGGUUGCGGCCAAUCAUGUAGUUGGACCAGAGGCGUUGAGAGUAGUUACUGUGGCUCAGCAAGCUGCCAGCACAAGUUCAAAACUCGAAUGCACCUUUCAUGCGUGGAAGCGCUUACCGUUCCUACUCUCGAUAGGGCAUGCGUUGGUGAAAAUUGUGAAAGCAAUACCCGCUGGAGUUCUGGUCUUUCUGCCUUCCUAUGAUUUGCUUGAGCGAUGCCUGGAAGCAUGGCAGAAGACCGACAACGAUGACAAGUUGCUCUCUUGUGAGACAGUUCGAAGGAAGGGUAGAGGCAAAGGAGGGCGGCAAGGCACAAAACGCCGGUAUCGUGGAGCUGUUGAGAGGGUUGAGGAGUUGCCAGAAACAACGGUGGAAAGUGGGCGCAGCAUCAUGGAUGAACUUCGAGCUGCCAAGGGAACCAUUGUCCUGGAACCUCCUCCAAUGUGCCAAACGUCAACAGCAACUGUGGCCCGUGUCUAUCAAGCUGCCAAGGACAGGUAUGAAAAGGCUGUCAUGCAAAGCGGGCAAGCUGCUUUGCUGGCAGUUUACAGAGGGCGAAUGAGCGAAGGCGUUUCAUUUGAUGAUGAUUUUGCACGUGGAGUCAUAUGCAUUGGAAUUCCCUUUCCCAAUCUUACUGAAGAGCGGCUUGCGCAGAAACGCGCCUGCAACGAUUUUUGGCUUGCACAAAGGCUGGGUGUGGUCUCUGGCGAUGCUUGGUACGAAUCCAAGGCUUUACAUGCUGUAGCGCAGGCUUUGGGCAGAUGCAUCCGACAUCCUCACGAUUUUGGUGCUUUGGUCCUUCUUGACAGCCGAUGGAAAUCCAGCCAGCUGCCACUGUGGUUGCAGCCGUUUGUGGUGCAUGAGAAUGAUGCUGAAGAUGCUGCGCUGCUUUUGCAGGAGCACUUUGCUCACCAUGUUGAGGCACUGCCACGGACAGGAUGUCCACAGGUGAAGUGUGACAAGGUCGAGACAAAGGGAGAGAAGUGCGACGCGAAAGAUGAAACAAAGGAUGAAAUCAAAGAUGAACUUAAGGAUGAGAUAAAAGAUGAGAUCAAGGAGGAACUUCAUGAUGUGAAUUCUCCUGGAUGUUUUGGAGCAGUUGCUGCCAAAUGGCUGGAUACAACUGAGACGCGACAAGGUCCACCAGCGACGCCGGCUCAUUCUCCACCACAGCCCAUUUUUCAAACACUUACUCGAAACACCGAAGGUGUCUACCUAGAUCUUGAUAGUGACUAG